AUGGGUCAAGUAUUGGUGUCAGGUCAACAAGUACAAGACAAGUUGAAGAAAAUUCUGAUUCCUGUCAACUUCUUGGGCUUCAUAUCCUGUCAGCGAGAAGCUCUCAUGUUCUUAGUUUGGUGGUACACGGUUUCCCAGAUGUAUAACAGCCCCUUCUGCUUUCCAGGAGAAUCGGCAGGUGUACCUAAUUCAUCAGGAGCAAUUUCUGAAGCUGCUACGCGUCUUCCACUCUCCCUUAAACCACUCCACUACCUGAUUCGACUUCAGCCUUUCGUCAAUGGCAAUUUCAGCGUCUUCGGGUACAUGGAGGUGGAAAUGGAGGCCCUGGAGCCGACCUCCAACAUCACACUCCAUAUGCUUGAUAUCAUCACAAAGAAUAACACAGUCAAGGUGAAAGUUCUUGUCUUUGUGUUGCAUUCGGGGGGCGUAGAACAGCGACAGGUUGGAAUUAAGAGGCACCACUAUGACCCUGUCCGCCAAUUCUAUGUCGCGCACAUGGACGAAGAGCUGAUAAAAGGAGAGAGGUACACUCUGCAAAUGGAGUUCCUUGGUUACCUCAACGACCAGCUUCGUGGCUUCUACAGGUCGACUUACAGAGACGAUGAUGGGACUACAAAGUACUUAGCUGUGACCCAUUUCCAACCCACGCACGCCCGCCGCGCCUUCCCGUGCUUCGACGAGCCAGCCCUGAAGGCGACCUUCGAGGUCCACCUGGCGAGGGAGACCUGGAUGACGUCGCUCUCCAACAUGCCCCUCGCCGAGACGCGACCUGUGGAAGGUCAGGAGGGCUGGGUGUGGGACCGCUUCGAGAGGAGCGUCCCCAUGUCCACCUACCUCGUCGCCUUCGUCGUGUCGGACUUUUCCUACAUCCCCUCCACCAGUGGCAAAGACACUCUCUUUCGAAUGUGGGCGCAGCCGUCAGCCAUUCGACAUGCUGAAUAUGUCAGUGAAGUCGGCUCAAAGAUUCUGGCAUUCUAUGAGUCUUACUUCAAUGUGUCUUACCCGCUCCCGAAAAUGGAUAUGGUGGCGGUGCCUGACAUAGCAGUGCGGGGCAUGGAGAACUGGGGUCUGAUUACGAUGAUAGACAGGUCGAUUCUAUACGAUCCUGACGUGGACUCAGCAAACCACAAGGACACGCUGCUCGAAGUCGUGGCCCACGAGCUGGCGCACCAGUGGUUCGGCAACCUGGUCACGCCCCGCUGGUGGGACGACCUGUGGCUCAACGAGGGAUUCGCUACUUUCGUGGCUUACAUCGGGAGCACAUAUGCAGAGCCAUCGUUGAAGAAAAUGGAAAAAUUCACCAUCGAGAGACUCCACAAAGCCUUCGAGAUCGACAGCCUCGAGACCUCCCAUCAGAUCAGCGUCCCGGUUGGAGAUCCCAGCGAGAUCUCGGAAAUUUUCGACCGAAUCGAGUACAACAAAGGGGCCUCUAUUGUCCGCAUGAUGACUUAUUUUCUGGGCGAGUCCACCUUCCGGAGAGGACUGAACAGUUACCUUAACACCUUCGCAUACACCAACGCCGAACAGGACGAUCUCUGGGAACACCUGACAGCCGCUGCUCACCGUGACCGAAAGCUUCCCGAGAGCUUGACCAUGAAGACGAUCAUGGACACGUGGACGCUACAGAAGGGCUUCCCAGUCAUCAAGGUAGCGAGGAGUCCAGAUGGCACGUCCGCCCAGGUCUCUCAGGUAGGGCGAGGGCUUUUGAGAAAAUGGUCGUCUUUUAUUGGCAAUUCACGUCACCCUCAGACUUUCCCAGUUUCAUUCUACAGGGAUGUGUCUCCACAGGAACAUUUUAUGCUGAUGAAGGAGAGAAAUCCGAGCAGGACCAAAGCCUUGCGAUGGUGGGUUCCUCUCAGCUUCACGUCGCAGCGCGAGGCCAACUUCAACCAGACAGAAGCCAGGGGCUGGAUGAAGGACUCUGAGGAGAGAAUUACUCUCACGUCACCCCCGAAGGACCAGUGGGUCAUCUUCAACCUGCAGCAGACGGGCUACUACCGAGUCAACUACGACGACCACAACUGGGGCCUCCUCAUCCAGCAGCUGAGGGACGACCACAAGGUCAUCCACGUCGUCAACCGAGCGCAGAUAAUCGACGACGCCAUGAAUCUUGCUCGAACCGGUCAGUUAAGCUACACGACCGCCUUGGAUGUCUACGGUUACCUGAAGAAGGAAAGGGACCUCCUGCCGUGGACCUCCGGCAUUUCGAACGUCGGCUAUGUGAUGCUCAUGCUGGGCCAGACACCUGCUCUCCCUGCGCUGAGGGUGAAGUAG
Molecule: messenger RNA, 2274 nt
Organism: Penaeus vannamei (Pacific white shrimp)
Lineage: Eukaryota; Metazoa; Arthropoda; Malacostraca; Decapoda; Penaeidae
Source: RefSeq, a predicted model, not a curated record